CAAAUAAUUCUAUUAUAUUGUCUGACUAUAUGAGUCAUGUCUGAUUUUCAAGAACAGUUGCAAUAUUUUAAGCCCUCUAUUCCUUCCUCAGAAAUAACUAGAGAUAUCAACAUGAUGAACCAGUUAGUGCAGCCAAAUGCAAGCAUUAUGGGGAAUUUCAGUAUUACAGACUUAACUGUGGAUGAUUUCUUGAGUUUCCAACAACUUGAAUGUCAGUCAGGCAUGGCUCAAAAUCUUCCUGGUACUUCACAUUCCAACAGCCUCAAUGAACUGCCAAUUGUCUAUGCUAUCACUUCAACAAGAGAUGUUUUUCAUGAAAGCAAGAAGAGAAAAGUAAUGGAACUAUCAACAAGCAGCUCAGAAAGCAUUUCUUUAGCUGCUUCUGGAGAUGACUUGAAAGAUAACAAUAGUUCUACAAAAAAGAAUAGCUUAAGAAAAGGAAAGAAAAGGAGCAGUGAGAAGGAACGUGACAAACAAGGGGAAGUUGUUCAUGUUAGAGCCAAAAGAGGUCAAGCUACUGAUACUCACAGUUUAGCAGAAAGGGUGAGAAGACAGAAAAUCAGUUACAAGUUGAGAUGUUUACAAGAACUUGUUCCUGGAUGUCAUAAGGCAAUGGGCAUGGCAGUGAUGUUGGACGAAAUUAUCAAUUAUGUCCAUUCAUUGAAGAAUCAAGUUGAGUUUCUUUCCAUGGAGCUUGCGACUGCAUGUUCUUCCUAUAACUUGAUCUUGGAAACUGGAGCUACUGAAAAAGCACAGGGGACUAAUUCUUUAAAUCAGUCACAUGGGAUGGAGAACUUGGUGAGGGACCGAUAUGGAGAGCAAAAUUGCUUGCACUCUACAUGGCCCCUUUGAAUGCAUUUUUGGCCCUUACUCCAGCAGUUGCUACAAACACACAUGAAUAUGUUCCCCAUCUCUCACACCCACAAAUCAAGUCUGUUCCCAUUUACUAGGCAAACAUGCUAUUGAUUUUUGCAUCUUUUUUUCGUAGGACUAAGAACAAAACUACAAAAAAAAAUCUGUAAUAUCUCUCUCUCUCUUCUUGUCAAUUUGUAAGGGCUGAAUAUCCAUAUAGUUUUGACUGUCUAAAAGUAUACACUAUGUAUUGUGGUUCUUAGCAUAUCCUAUGUAUCACUCACUGUUGCCAUGUUGGCAAGAGCAGUUAGAGCACAAACUGGUUUCGGUGGGUGGGACCUGGACCUGAAAUAUUGCUUGUAAGUCUUGUGUUUGUUGACAAGUUAACAUGGCGAUAUUAUAAUAUUAUUUCGACAACU
Messenger RNA from Quercus lobata, 1271 nucleotides. Its product is annotated as transcription factor BEE 1-like. The record is from RefSeq and is a predicted model, not a curated record. NCBI's taxonomy places the organism in Eukaryota, Viridiplantae, Streptophyta, Magnoliopsida, Fagales, Fagaceae. Gene Ontology annotation, molecular function: protein dimerization activity; DNA-binding transcription factor activity. Gene Ontology annotation, cellular component: nucleus. Gene Ontology annotation, biological process: regulation of DNA-templated transcription. The coding region runs from base 37 to 852 and encodes 271 amino acids. The transcript is spliced from 6 exons.